Messenger RNA from Engraulis encrasicolus (European anchovy), 550 nucleotides. RefSeq names its product ras-associated and pleckstrin homology domains-containing protein 1-like. Lineage: Eukaryota; Metazoa; Chordata; Actinopteri; Clupeiformes; Engraulidae. The coding region runs from base 10 to 531 and encodes 173 amino acids. The transcript has 5 exons. The record is from RefSeq and is a predicted model, not a curated record.
GAAGCGACCAUGCACCCUCCAAAAAGAACCGCGAAGAAGCGACAUCUCGGUGGAGAGGAAAGUCUUAGCCGGGCAAGGCCAACCUCGAGGGCAAGGCCAACACCAAGGGCAAGGCCAAGGGCUACCACGACCGAUACCGGUGGAGCUAGUGCUGUCUCACCCCCUGCUGACCAAGAUGCCAUUGACCUGGAGCUGGCUCUGGAGAAAGAGUGGGUGAAGGCAGAAGAAUUAAGGAUACAGGUCGCAUCCCAAGAGGACUUGAUUGCCAGCCUGACUGAGGAGAGAGAUUAUUUAAGAGCCAGGUUGACCGAAGCCUUACGAUUGAGGGCUGCUCCCAGUGUCCAACCCCCCAAUAAUCAGAGCCAACAACCGCCGCCGCCGGCUCCACCGCAACCUCCUCCACCGCAACCCCCUACACAGCCCAGUCCCUCGGACUCAUCCUCCUCGUCCUCCUCAUCCUCCGACUCAUCUGAGCCUUCUAAAAAGAAGAGGAAGAAGGACAAGAAGAAGAAGAAUGAGGAGAAGAAGUGAUGGAAGUGAUAGAUUUUAA